AUGAUGAACUCAAUUGCAAGCUUUAAAAGUCAUCCUUUGAAUAAAAUUAUCGGCCUUUCGGUAAUCUUAUCAGUGGGGUUUCUAUUAGUGAUACUAGCUGGCAUAUAUGGGAACUGGUUCCCUAUAAUAAUUGGGAUAAUUUUUGCAGUGGCACAUCUACCUAUUGUUAUUACUCAGAGUAUAUCCAACUCAUCCGAUUAUGAUUUCAAUUUCGAUCCAUCGAGCUCGUCUAAUGCCAAUUUGCUUGUUGAGUUUGGCCAAUUCUUAACGGCAUUUUUACUAGUUUCUGGGUUUUAUUUGCCGGUGUUAUUGCAUCACUCGAUGAUUUUGACGAGAACAGCAAGCAUUUUGACAAUUGUUGGCGGUGUUUUGAUAUACGGGACAGUAUACACAUUUAGUCACUACUUUGAUCAACCAGAGGAGGAGGACGGUUUACCUGAUUUGGGAGGAGGGGUUAUUUAA
This is a messenger RNA of Lodderomyces oxycetoniae, 462 nucleotides long. RefSeq lists its product as uncharacterized. NCBI's taxonomy places the organism in Eukaryota, Fungi, Ascomycota, Pichiomycetes, Serinales, Debaryomycetaceae. Gene Ontology annotation, biological process: late endosome to vacuole transport via multivesicular body sorting pathway. The transcript is spliced from 2 exons. The record is from RefSeq and is a predicted model, not a curated record. Bases 1 to 462 code for a protein of 153 amino acids. Gene Ontology annotation, cellular component: Vps55/Vps68 complex; endosome.